Messenger RNA from Chinchilla lanigera (long-tailed chinchilla), 816 nucleotides. Its product is annotated as keratin-associated protein 10-8-like. Gene Ontology annotation, cellular component: keratin filament. The transcript has a single exon. The coding region runs from base 1 to 816 and encodes 271 amino acids. The record is from RefSeq and is a predicted model, not a curated record. NCBI's taxonomy places the organism in Eukaryota, Metazoa, Chordata, Mammalia, Rodentia, Chinchillidae.
AUGGCCGACAGCUGCUGUACCAGGACAUGUGUCAUUGCCGCCUCCACCCUCUCCAUCUGCUCCAGCGACCUGGGGAGAGGCAGCCGGGUCUGCACACCCAUUGCUUGCAGUGACACCUGGCAGGUGGACAAUGGUCAGGAGAGCUGCUGCGAGCCCCCCUGCUGCGCCCCCAGCUGCUGCCAGCCCAGCUGCUGUGCCCCAGCCCCCUGCCUGAGCCUCAUCUGCACCCCAUGCUGCCAGUCAGGCUGCACCAGCUCCUGCACGCCCACGUGCUGCCAGCAGUCCAGCUGCCAGCCGGCUUGCUGCUCCUCCUCCUGCCAGCCGUCCUGCUGCGUGCCCGCCUGCUGCACACCCGUCUGCUGCACACCUGUCUGCUGCAAACCUGUCUGCUGCACUCCUGUCUGCUCAGGCACCUCCUCCUCCUGCUGCCAGCAGUCUAGCUGCCAGCUGACUUGCUGCUCUUGCUCUCCCUGCCAGUCAUCCUGCUGCACACCUGCCUGCUGCACACCUGUGUGCUGCAAGCCUGUCUGCUGCACACCUGUCUGUUGCAAGCCUGUGUGCUGCACACCUGUCUGCUGCAGGCCAGUUUCCUGCACACCCGCCUGCUCAGGCACCUCCUCCUCCUGCUGCCAGCAGUCUAGCUGCCAGCCUGCAUGCUGCUCCUGCUCCCCCUGCCAGCCGUCCUGCUGCAUAUCCAUCUGCUGCAAGCCUGUCUACUGCAAGCCCUCCUGCUCCUCCGUGUCCCUGCUCUGCCGCCCCGCCUGCCCCCGCCCGGCCUGCUGUGGCCUCUCCUUGGGCCAGAAGUCCUGCUGCUGA